Molecule: messenger RNA, 2244 nt
Organism: Rhodamnia argentea
Lineage: Eukaryota; Viridiplantae; Streptophyta; Magnoliopsida; Myrtales; Myrtaceae
Product: pentatricopeptide repeat-containing protein At2g15690, mitochondrial-like
Exons: 1
Coding region: 546-2024 (492 amino acids)
Biological process (GO): RNA modification
Molecular function (GO): zinc ion binding; RNA binding; protein binding
Source: RefSeq, a predicted model, not a curated record
GAUUGAUAUGUUGGUCACGCGAACCGGGCUAAUCGAGGGGCACACAACCUAUGGAACCAGUCGUGGAGGCCGCUCUCGCACCUCCAAUCUCCCAUCUCUAAGAAUCACAGUAUCGUCGACGUACGCCUGGCGGCAAAGAUCAGCAGAAGGGUCCUGUCCAAUCCGCCCGACGAGGGUGGUCAUAGGAGAAAGUGCAGUGAUCGGUGACGACACGUCUGGUCUCGCACCACCCGGUCCUCCGGCGAGACAAGGAAAGCCGGCGGUGACAGGCACCCGAUGUAGAAUUACUUAUACAGAGGAAUAGGACUUCAAAAAAGUUUCUGAUCCAUCAUAAGAUUGAGUUGAGCUUUGGAUCUUCGUAUAGAUCCGACGAUGAUAGGAUUAAACAGCUCAAUAGGUCGCAUGCCAUCGUGCGCCAUGAAACGAUAUAUUAGGAGCGAUACCAAGUCAAGAGUCUUUCGACCGCGGGACAAAACGACAAAUAUCUGAGAGUCCCUACCCCGCGAUAAAGCUCCCGCCUUGCGUUUCUUCAUCGAAGCACAGCAAUGGCCUCACUCUACACUUCCACUUCCAGGAUCUCUCCGGACUUCGGACACCCACAAACACCAAAACCCAUCAACCUCCGUCCCAGGACGUUGCCUCUCUGGCCGCUGAAGAAUCCCAAGCUAAAGCCUCUCUGCACGUACGCCGUCCCGAACGCCGGCGACCCCAGGGUCUACCGCCGCCGCCGCGGCGGAGAGAGCGCGAGCCCUCGCUCCACCACCAAGUACAGGACAGAAAAUCCACCUCGCCAACAGGGCCGCGAAACUCCUUCGAAGGAUGCUCGUGAUUUGACGGAGAGUCGGGGAGGUGGCGAGUCGGGGGAACAGAAUUUGGGGUCGGUACGAGGGGGUUUGGAGGAAGCUGAUCUGAUGAGUUUGUUGCAAGAGGGUAAGGUGGAAGAAGCUGUUGGGUGUGUGGAACAGGGGGGUUGUGCGGACUAUGCUGUUUUUGGCGCGUUAUUGGAAUUGUGCGAGAAUUCGAAGGCUCUCGAUCUAGGCAAGAGAGUUCAUGAUUUGUUGAGGCGGUCUCGCUUUUGGGGCGAUGUGAAUUUGAGUGAGAAAGUGGUGAGGAUGUACGUGAAAUGUGGUAGCAUGAGAGAUGCGCGCCGGGUGUUCGACAGAAUGCGUGAAAAGGAUAUGAGUUUGUGGCACUUGAUGAUCAAUGGCUAUGCUGCGAGCAGCCAAGGAAAUGAUGGGUUGCUAUUGUUCGAGCAAAUGAGGAAGGCGGGGCUACUUCCCAAUGGCAAGACAUUCACGGCUGUUUUGGCGGCUUGUGCAAGAGCAGGAGCGGUAAAACAAGGGCUCAUGCACUUUGAUUCGAUGAGGAACGAGUUCGGUAUUGCUCCAAGCAUCGAGCAUUAUUUAGGGGUGAUUGGUGUGUAUGGAAGUUUGGGUCAUUUGUGCGAAGCGUGGGAUUUUGUUGAGAAAAUCCCAAUCGAACCCACUUUGGAGAUUUGGGAGGCACUGAGGAAUUAUGCUCGGAUUCAUGGGGAUCUUGAGCUUGAGGACCGAGCGGAGGAGUUGUUGGUUGCUCUUGAUCCUUCCCAGGCAAUUGCCAAUAAACUCCCAUUACCUCCGAGAAGGAAGGAUUCUGCAGUCAAUAUGAUUGAGGAGAAGAAUAAGCUGAGCAAGUAUCGAUGCAUCGAACCGUACAAGGAAGAGGUGAAUUCGAGAGGCUUGAAUGGGCAGAUGAGGGAAGCCGGGUACGUACCUGACACGAGAUAUGUCCUCCACGACAUUGACGAGGAGGCGAAAGAGCAGGCCUUGCAAUAUCACAGCGAGCGCUUGGCGAUCGCCUAUGGUUUGAUCAGCACGCCACCAAGAACGACACUGAGGAUCAUGAAGAAUCUCCGAAUUUGUGGGGACUGUCACAACGCAAUUAAAAUCAUGUCUAAGAUCGUCGGGAGGGAGUUGAUUGUGAGGGAUAACAAGCGAUUCCAUCAUUUCAGGGAUGGCCAGUGCUCCUGUGGAGAUUUUUGGUGAAGUUGGCUUUUCCCCUGGUGAUGGGAACUUCUGUUUAUUCCAAGUUCUACCACGUAAAAAGGGCCCUCUAUGGUCCUUUCUCGUAGAGGAUGAAGUGAUUGUCUAGACAUGGGAGUUUGUUAUUGUACUAGAUGCUCAAAAGUCAUGGACCUAGAUUGAUGACAUUAGCACUUUCAUUAUGGGUGAGUUCCUGGAAGGCAGCAUGAACGUUUUUCGCUUU